AUGUCAACAUCACUCAAAGCCCUCUCGAUUCUCUUAUACACCGGCGCGACACUCGCGUUUCCAGCCUCCCCGCUUUCGUCAUCUAACCUUCUUCAGAUCGUGGCACCUUCUGCUGUACCAGCAUUGUCGCUUAAUAACAUUCAUAUAGACUCACACCAUCAUCUUCCUCAAUACCUCAGUGAUCGCGAACAUGGUGUCACUUUCACUAUUUCGCCAUGCUCUCAGUCAUCAUUCAGUGAAGAGGAAGUGUUGAGAUCAUUCUCUAAGGAGGAUGCUAUCAACUUUAUUGGAAGAGACACCUCGAAGCUACUGUGGAUAUCACCUGCUAGUCACCACCUCAAUGACUUCUGUAUCAAUGCAUAUCAUGGCAGUCAAGUUAUUGCGCGCUCAGACCCGGUAUUUUUAACGGAAAAUGAAUCAAGAAAGAGAUCUGAUAGCGUUGUAGCGCAGAUGGAAGAUUUUGACUCACUGGGUACUUGGUUUGACGGUGUAAACUACGUGAAUGAGCAUUUUGACUCACAGUUGAUUGAUGUUCAGUCGAAGGAAUCAGCUGUUGGUAUUGUCGGCGCUGGUAUGAGUGGUCUUAUGACGGCACUGCUGCUUGACAGCGUUGGAAUGCACAACUGGGAAAUCAUAGAGUCAAGUGACAGGAUUGGUGGACGUCUAUACACGCAAUACCUCAACAACACUCAGCCAGACGAGUACCAAUAUCAAGAAAUGGGCGCCAUGCGCUUCCCUGUUUCGUGGGUUAGAGAUGGGGAGACUGUUGAAAUCAACGAUCACAAGCUCGUCUUCCAGCUCGGUGACUACUUGAACAAACUCAACGACAACGCUGAAGAAUGGAAAGUUGGCUUCAUACCUUGGGUCCAGUCGAUGAAGAAUAACUUCAGAGACUCUAAUGGAGUGAGAUUGACAGAUGGAUCCAUCCCGCGUGUUUCAGACAUAAACGCGAACCCAUCAUUAUCAAAGACGAGAAUUUCAGACAAGGCGAAGGAAGCGAGCGUCUUUAUUUCAAAUAUCACGGACAAUACGGAGCUCCUCGAACUCACAGCGGAAAAUGUUUUCAAGGCACACAAAAUGCAAAUCGACCUGGGAUAUGACGAUGUCAGUGAAGCAGGACUGCUGCAGAAGUAUGGUUACGACCUCAUCACUGCUCAAGAGGCACAAGGAUUUGACUUUACAUCUGUUUGGGAUAUGAUCUACGACUCCAACAACUACUUCGGUGCUACUACCUGGAAGACAAUCGAUAGAGGUCUUUCACAACUUCCAAACGCUUUUCAUCCACUUGUCGAUGACAAAGUCAGCUUUAAGAAGCGCGUCGACACCAUUAAGACGGAUGAUGGAAAGGUGACUCUGGAGUGGACAGACGAAGGCAACGGAUAUAAAAGAGAGAACAAAACAUUCGAUUACACGGUUGUUUCAUCGCCAUUUUCCGUCGUCAGGCAAUGGGACUUGCCUGUGUUUGAGGACCCUAUCAUCUCCCACGCUAUCGAUACGCUCACGUACAAUAGUGCCUGCAAAACGGCUUUACAAUUCAAGAAGCGAUUCUGGGAAGAAGGUGACAAGCCGAUCUAUGGUGGAUGCGACGACACGGACAAAUACUACGGAGUCAGCCGCUCAUGCUACCCUCCUUAUAACCUCGGAUCAGAUGGUCCAGCUGUGGUGCUCUCAUCGUACGUCUCAGGUGACCCAGCGACCAGAUUAGCUUCGUGGUCUGAAGAUAGGUAUGUCCAACAAGCCAUGGAGUCUCUGGCGUACCUCCACGGCGACCAGGUAUACGAGCAGUAUGCGGGCAACUCAGCUUACAGAUGCUGGAUUAAAGAUGAGAACUACGCCGGAAGCUGGGCAUCUCCAACGCAAGACCAACACACCAUGUUCAUUCCAUCAUAUCACAAGACACACGACAAUGUCAUCUUCGUCGGCGAACACACAUCUAUCACGCAUGCUUGGACAUUCAGUGCACUAGAGUCGGCUGUCAGAGGAUCUGUGCAGCUUUUAUUACACAUGGGACUGGUCGAUGAGGCUAAACAGAUCAACUCUCAAUGGAUGGGUAGGUGGAUAAAGAAUGUUUGA
Molecule: messenger RNA, 2073 nt
Organism: Wallemia ichthyophaga EXF-994
Lineage: Eukaryota; Fungi; Basidiomycota; Wallemiomycetes; Wallemiales; Wallemiaceae
Product: L-amino-acid oxidase
Exons: 3
Coding region: 1-2073 (690 amino acids)
Biological process (GO): amino acid catabolic process
Molecular function (GO): L-amino-acid oxidase activity; polyamine oxidase activity
Source: RefSeq, a predicted model, not a curated record